AUUCAUUUCUUUAAACAAAAUUAAAAAAAGCAAAAAUUCUGUGAUUAUUUUUUUUUUUGGAAAAAAAAUAAUAAUACAAUGUCUCAGAUUCAAUCAGGUAGGCAUGAACAGCACCCGCAGCUGUCACGUCAAGUGGCUAAAACCACUACGGCGGUGACGGUGGGUGGGUCGUUGAUGGUGUUAUCCGGGUUAACCCUGGCUGUAACUGUAAUUGGACUUGUAGUAGCAACGCCUUUGUUGGUUAUUUUUAGCCCGGUUCUUGUACCCGCUGCAAUUACCAUUUUCAUGAUUCUGGGUGGCUUGUUGGCUGCUACUGCAUUUGGGGCUACUGCUACUUUUGUUUUCUACUGGAUGUACAGGUACACUACUGGGAAGCAUCCAAUUGGGGCAGAUCAGCUAGAUUAUGCAAGAGAUAGGCUAGCCCAUGCAGCCCAUGAUAUUAAGGAGAAAGCUGAGCAAUUGGGACAUCAGGCACAGCAACAAGUUAAAACUACUAUUUGAAGCAUUAUCAAAGUUUGUUCAAUGAAGAAAAUGCUGUUUUAUGCAUGAAACUUGUACCUUUUUCUAUUUUUCUUAGUUUAUGUGUUUGGGAGUGUUGAAGUCCUGUGAUGUUGGUUUGGAUUUUGUGGCAGAGUUUAUGAAAUGUUGUAACUGCAUUUGUUGUAUUUGGCGUAAUGUAUGUUCAUAAUUAUUUACUUCUCUUUCAA
Messenger RNA from Solanum pennellii, 707 nucleotides. RefSeq names its product oleosin 1-like. Bases 79 to 501 code for a protein of 140 amino acids. The transcript is spliced from 2 exons. The record is from RefSeq and is a predicted model, not a curated record. Gene Ontology annotation, cellular component: monolayer-surrounded lipid storage body; extracellular region; membrane. NCBI's taxonomy places the organism in Eukaryota, Viridiplantae, Streptophyta, Magnoliopsida, Solanales, Solanaceae. Gene Ontology annotation, biological process: sexual reproduction; lipid storage.